Erinaceus europaeus (western European hedgehog) is the source of this 2322-nucleotide messenger RNA. RefSeq names its product phospholipase A2 group III (gene PLA2G3). Gene Ontology annotation, biological process: arachidonate secretion; phospholipid metabolic process. Bases 44 to 1669 code for a protein of 541 amino acids. The transcript has 7 exons. The record is from RefSeq and is a predicted model, not a curated record. NCBI's taxonomy places the organism in Eukaryota, Metazoa, Chordata, Mammalia, Eulipotyphla, Erinaceidae. Gene Ontology annotation, molecular function: A2-type glycerophospholipase activity.
CCCCGAGGCCCCAGGUCCGACGCUGCCUCGUGGACCACCGGGGAUGGGCAUCCUGGCCGGGGCUUUGUCUGCCGGGGUGGCCGGGGUGAGGGCUUGGGGGAUGCUGCUGGGGCUGCUGAGUCUGCUGGAGGCGGCUCUGGGGGGACCCGGGCUCCCCUGGGGCCGCACCUCCUGCCACCUGGUGGGGCCUGGCCCCAGAGGGCCCUGGGGGUCGCUUAGCUUCCUGGCUGAAGGCGGCCGGGGCCCAGCCCUAUUCCACGCCCACUGGGAUGCCCGGGGGGCUCUGUGGGGGUGUGGCCGGCGGGAUGAGCCCGAGCUGACCACGGCCUUCCGUGACCUCUGUGCUGACGAGGCCACCAGGGGCGCCUUCCUGCCUGCACUCAGCCCCCGGCUGUUGGGAGCCCUGGCUGCUCUCCGGGGCCAGUGGGAGGCCUGCAGGGAGCAGCGGGGCGGCUCUGCGGGGUCCAGGCGACCGAGGGACACAGGGCGUCGGCGUGGCAAGAGAGGCUGGACGGUGCCCGGCACGCUGUGGUGUGGCCUGGGCGACUCUGCCCACAACUUCUCUGAGCUGGGCCUCCUGCAGGGCCCUGACUUCUGCUGCCGGCAGCACGACCGCUGCCCCCACACCAUCUCACCCCUGCAAUACGGCUAUGGCGUCCGGAACUACCGGUUCCACACCCUCUCCCACUGUGACUGUGAUGCCAGGUGGCAGGUGGUGAUUGGGUGGCCGGGGAGGGAACCUGGACGGGGGCCUGAGUGCCAGCUCUGGGCCAGCUUUCGACAGUGCCUGCAGACCCAGCACAGCUCCAUCGCUGACCUCCUGGGAGCGGCCUUCUUCAACGUGCUGGCCAUCCCCUGCUUCGUGCUGGAGCCUCAGGAGGCCUGUGUGGCCUGGUACUGGUGGGGUGGGUGCAAGGCCUAUGGCUCCAUCCCUGUGGCCGUCAUCCAGCCCAGGACACCCUACAAUGCUUCCUGGAAUUCUCCGGCCAUUCCUGGUCCACACACCACCCCCGCCCCACAGAGUCCGACCUCUGGCAAGCCGGUGGAGAAGCGUGGUCAGCGGAAGUGGCCCCCACCGCACACAGAGGCUGAGCCCCUCAGUGGACCCAGGGCCACAGCCCCGCAGAACCCCACCUCGCUGCCUUGUCCUCCUUCAACCGCCACUUCCCAGCUUGGGGUCACCCCUCAAGGUCUCCAGGGCCCUCCAGGCGCCCACCGGGCCUGCCGCAGCCUCUGCUGCCUGGACCAGUGUGAGCACCGGAUCGGGCCGCAGGAGACCCGUUUCCAGCUGCGGAACUCUGCCCCGAGCCCCCUCUUCCACUGCGACUGCACGUUCUGCCUGGCGCGCUCCCUGAGGCUGCACGGCCCCCCCGCGGGCGCAGAGGAGCUGCUGGAGCUGCUGGGCACCGCCUGCUUCAAGCUGACCCCUCUGUCAGACUGUGCUACUGGCCAGGGCUGCCCCCACACCAGGGCCAUCCGAGUGACGCCUCGGCACCUGCGGCGGCUCCGGGGCCCCAGCACAGGUGGGGGGCAGGUCUGGCCAUCAGUGCAUCCCUCAGUCCCACAGUCUUUCUAUGGCCAGUGUGUGCACCUGAGGCAGGGGGCCCGGACCCCCAGUAGACGGCAGGGCCCCCUGAGCAGAGCCCGAGACCUCUGGGCACCAGACUAGAUGUGGUCCAGCUCCGCAGGCCGGUGGCCAGCCUUUGUGACAACUGGAGCCUGGGGCAGGGCGGGUGACCAAGGCCCAAAGCAGCCUCAGCACUGUGCUGGUGGCCUGGGGCUGGGACGGGGGCCUCUGUGCUGGGAGGGCCCUCUGCUGCUAUGGGCUGGGCCUUGCCAACAAACGCCAUGUCCACAUGGGAAGGGAGGGGUGUCACUGCAGCAGCCCCAGGAGGUCCCAGGACGAGGGACCCAGCUGUCCAUACACAGGAGGAGCUCAGCGGAGCAGUAAGGAUGGCUGGAGACCGGGGCCCAACCUGGGCUUGGGAGUGGGCACCCGCUGAGGGGCAGUUGGCACCUGUUCCCCAGCACCUCUCCCCACACCGCUCUGCCCCUCCCAGCCUGGCAGCCCACCUAAACGCCCUUCGCCUGCCACUCUGAUCCUCGAUUCCUCCCUGAGUUGGGGAGAAUGAGCAGGACCUACCUCACCCCUCACCGGCGGUGUCAGCCGAGAAAGAGGCUUCCAGAGCCUCCCUCCCAGCCCAGCCGCCAGACUGCAGAGACGGCUUUGUGCCUCCCUCGGUGAGCCGGUCUGAGAACUGCACUGAGCACCAGGCCACUCAGCUGCAGGUGCAGAAUAAAGCAUUGCUGUGCGUGCCCUGA